AGGUGGCGCAUCGAACGAGGGCCGCCGAACCCCAGAACAAGGCGGAAAGACAGGUCGCCAGGGCCGUGGACAGGGAGGACAAGGCGGACAAGGCGGACAAGGCAAGAAUGGUGGUGGCGGCAGCGCAGGCACACAAGGUUCGUACUAUGGAUAUGCCUACGACGGUUAUUACAACGGGUAUGCAGCAGAAGGCCGUAACCCUGAUUGGAAUUGGCGCAACGGAUACUGGGGAAUGGUGCCAGCCCCUUACGUCGCAUUUUGGGGAAAAGGAGGCAAAGGAUCCGGCGGCCGUGGCGACAAGAACUUCUACUGGUCUGGGAACGGAGGAUACUACAAUGACUAUCCUCAGCCUGAGGGCUCCCAUGGCCAAAUGCAGCAUGCGCAGCAUAACAACCAACCUCCUCCCAAGCCGGCGGUGAGUAAAACCACCGAAGACCUGGGAACGCAGCGUUGGCAGU
Messenger RNA from Cladocopium goreaui, 458 nucleotides. The record is from the annotation of a GenBank genome assembly. Lineage: Eukaryota; Dinophyceae; Suessiales; Symbiodiniaceae.